CACAAAGCCCUUUAGAACAAACAGCCUUACAAGAAAAGAACAACAGCCUUCUCGAAUAGGGAAAUGGGCAGUUAUAAAACCCCCUCAUGCCUGCACAAAACACAUGUUUGUGUUCAAAUUCUCUAAGCCAUUUCAUUACUUUAACAAGACAAAAGUCUCUUGUUUCUCAACAUAGGAUUCAAGAAUGGCUAAUGGGUCGAGCCUUAGAUCGGUUGCAUCACUGCUGUUGCUGCUGAAUUUCUGCAUGUAUGUUGUGGUCUUGGCCAUUGGCGGAUGGGCGAUGAACUUAGCCAUCGAUCAUGGCUUCAUCAUCGGUCCAGAACUUCACCUCCCGGCGCAUUUCUCACCUAUAUACUUCCCAAUGGGAAACGCAGCCACCGGAUUCUUUGUCACGUUUUCCCUGAUAGCCGGUGUUGUUGGAGUGGCGUCUGUCCUCGCCGGAAUCAACCAUAUCCGCCAUUGGACCAUUCAGAGCAUGCCUGCUGCUGCUUCUGCUGCAGCUAUUUCCUGGAGUCUUACUGCUCUUGCCAUGGGGUUUGCUUGGAAACAGAUUGAGCUAAACAUCAGGAAUGCCAAUCUGAGAACAAUGGAAGCAUUCACGAUCAUACUUACUGUCACUCAACUGGUAUACAUAGCCGCCAUCCAUGGCCCAUCAAGAAUGGCAUAGACAAACUCCAGAAAUUACUCAUAGAUUAUAGAUAUAUGCAUGAAGGAGUGUGCAGUGUGAUUUAUACUCUUUCUUUUUGUUGUUAUUAUUUUUUCCGUUUUUCAUUCUUUUGUUGUUCACUGAAGUUAUGUAACCCAGCCAGAGGACGUAUUAGUGUAUUACUACCUUGAUUGUAUUUGUGAAAUAAAAGCAUGUUACGAGACAGAAUA
Messenger RNA from Ipomoea triloba (trilobed morning glory), 876 nucleotides. RefSeq names its product membrane protein PM19L-like. NCBI's taxonomy places the organism in Eukaryota, Viridiplantae, Streptophyta, Magnoliopsida, Solanales, Convolvulaceae. The transcript is spliced from 4 exons. The coding region runs from base 185 to 667 and encodes 160 amino acids. The record is from RefSeq and is a predicted model, not a curated record.